AUGAUUCCACCAACAAAUGAUGAUUUGAAAGCCAUCCAUUCAAUAGAAGCUAUUCUAGGUAUUAAAAAUUUGGAUGGUCAUCAUCAUCAUCAUCAUCAACAACACCGUCAACAAUACCCUCAACAGCAUUUGUUUCCUCCUUCUCAUCGUAUGUCAUCAUCAAAAUUUAAUCAACAAAAGUUUCUGGAUAAAAAACGAAGUUCCAAUGAACUUUAUCCUGAUAGUAAAGCUAUUCGUCGUACGAAUACUGAUAUUGAUGUUUUGAGUACUAGUAAAUGUAACGGUAAUUCAGAAGAUGAAGUCGACGAUUUAGACGAUGAUGAUAAUGACAGUGACGAUCGAUUGUUAUCAAAUCAACAAAAUAAUUCAAAAAAGAAACAUCGUCGAAAUCGUACAACAUUUACAACAUUUCAAUUACAUGAGCUUGAACGAGCUUUUGAAAAAUCUCACUAUCCUGAUGUUUACAAUAGAGAGGAAUUAGCAGGCAAAAUUAGUUUACCAGAAGUGCGAGUACAAGUUUGGUUUCAAAAUCGUCGUGCGAAAUGGCGUCGACAAGAGAAAGCUGAAGCAAGUACAUUAAAGAUAAAUCCUGAUUUUCCCAUGUCAAGUUUUCCUCCAACAUCUCGACCAACAAAUCCUUCGUCGUCAUCCCCUGGUUCAUCAACACUACCAUUGGAUCCAUGGCUUGUUUCAUCCUUCGCAACAUCAUCAUAUUCAACAAAUACAAAUGGUUCUCAUAAUUCAAAUAAUAUACCGUUUUUUCCAACAAAUUGUAAUGUAUCCUCCCUUUAUUCAUCGUCGGCAUAUCCAACUUCCCCACCAUUUCAUCAUUCAUAUGGUUCAUUUUCUUCAGACACCAAUGAUAUGAUCAAUGAAGCAACAAAUUUAAAUCCAAAUAAUAAUGUUAAUUCAAUUGCUCAUUUACGUAUUAAAGCCAAAGAAUAUAUGAGUGCCAUUAUUGGGACAACCAAUAGUACAAAAAAUCAUCUCCUAUGGCCUCAAGGUGUAUGA
Messenger RNA from Rotaria socialis, 1011 nucleotides. NCBI's taxonomy places the organism in Eukaryota, Metazoa, Rotifera, Eurotatoria, Philodinida, Philodinidae. The record is from the annotation of a GenBank genome assembly.